Molecule: messenger RNA, 4461 nt
Organism: Jaculus jaculus (lesser Egyptian jerboa)
Lineage: Eukaryota; Metazoa; Chordata; Mammalia; Rodentia; Dipodidae
Gene: Slc38a12
Product: transmembrane protein 104
Exons: 10
Coding region: 192-1682 (496 amino acids)
Source: RefSeq, a predicted model, not a curated record
GGCGCACGCGCGCUGUGGACGCUGGUGAGGGGCCGCUGGUGCCGGCAGCUGCCAGAGGAUCGGGACUCGGUGGGCGACGCUUGCUGCGCUGCAAGAAAGCUGAAGUUACUCUCUUGUCUUAGAGAGCUGCAGCAGCCGCUGGCCCUGCACAGAAGGAACCUCGGCUGCCCACCCAGCCUCACUCUUUGGAGAUGGCGGGAGAAAUCACAGAGACCGGAGAGCUCUACUCUCCCUAUGUUGGGCUGGUGUACAUGUUUAACCUUAUCGUGGGCACGGGCGCACUCACCAUGCCCAAGGCCUUUGCCACCACCGGCUGGCUCGUCAGCCUCAUCCUGCUGGUGUUCUUGGGCUUCAUGAGCUUUGUGACAACUACCUUUGUGGUGGAAGCCAUGGCUGCAGCCAACGCCCAGCUCCACUGGAAGAGGAUGGAAACCCACAAGGAGGAGGAAGAUGAGGAUUCCUCCACAGCCUCAGACAGUGACAUCCUCACUCAGGACAACUACGAGCGGGCAGAGAAACGGCCCAUCCUGUCUGUGCAGAGACGUGCAUCUCCCACCCUUUUUGACAUCACAGACCGUGUGGAAAUGGGACAGAUGGCCUCCAUGUUCUUCAGUAAAGUGGGGGUCAACCUGUUUUAUUGCUGCAUCAUCACUUACCUGUACGGGGACCUGGCCAUCUAUGCGGCGGCUGUGCCCUUGUCCCUCAUGCAGGUGACCUGCAGUGCCGCUGGCAAUGACUCCUACGGGGUGGAGGCAGACACCAAACACAACGACACCGACCCGUGCUGGGGGCCUGUGCGUCGGGUGGACGCCUACCGCAUCUACCUGGCUGCGUUCACUCUCCUCCUCGGACCUUUCACCUUCUUCGAUGUCCAAAAGACCAAGUACUUGCAGAUCUUGACCUCUCUGAUGAGAUGGAUUGCAUUUGCCAUCAUGAUCGUGCUGGCCCUGAUACGCAUUGGCAACGGGCAAGGGGAGGGGCACCCACCCCUGGCCAACUUCGCGGGCAUCCGGAACCUGUUUGGGGUGUGCGUCUACUCCUUCAUGUGCCAGCACUCCCUGCCGUCCCUCAUCACGCCCAUCUCCUCCAAGCGCCACCUCACGAGCCUGGUGCUCCUGGACUACGCGCUGAUCCUCGCCUUCUACGGCCUCCUGUCCUUCACCGCCAUCUUCUGCUUCCGCAGCGACAGCCUCAUGGACAUGUACGCGCUCAACUUUGCACGCUGCGACAUCCUGGGCCUGGCCCCCGUCUGCUUCUUCCUGGGCCUCUUCCCCGUCUUCACCAUCAGCACCAACUUCCCCAUCAUCGCCGUGACCCUGCGCAACAACUGGAAGACGCUCUUCCACCGCGAGGGCGGCACGUACCCGUGGGUGGUGGACCGCGUCGUAUUCCCCACCAUCACCCUGGUACCCCCAAUACUGGUGGCCUUCUGCACUCAUGACCUGGAGUCCCUGGUGGGUAUCACAGGGGCCUACGCAGGCACUGGAAUCCAGUACGUCAUCCCCGCCUUCCUCGUGUUCCUCUCUCGCAGGGACACCCGGCUGGCCUUCGGCUACGGGACCGUCAACAAGCAUCGGUCUCCAUUCCGCCACACCUUCUGGGUGGGCUUUGUGCUCCUGUGGGCCUUCUCCUGUUUCCUCUUCGUCACAGCCAACAUUGUGCUCACUGAGACUAAGCUCUGAUGGCAGGACUCUCCUGGCGACAAGAAAGCUAGGAGGCCUAAGCUCCCCGCCCCAGACUAGCAUUUGGCUGCCUGGACCCAGGUGUCCAUUGGCGGGCGAGGCCGGGACUGUCAAGAGAGGACCUUCCGCAUCGCCAGCUUUUGUCUUCUCCCUACCCAGGACUUUGCCCCACCUGGCCCCUCACCCACCAGGGCAGCCCUCUGGCCUGGGGUAGCAUGUGGCCAUUCCCAAGUUCCAAGCCACACCCCUUCUGUUUUGUACACGCUCCUGCACCCCCAGCCACUGGAGGCUGGCUCCUUCCUCCAUUUGGUGGGCGACACAGUGCUGGCACUGUCACUAUUUAUACCAGACCCGUGUCCCCUCAUCUUCCCUCCCCAGCCCUGUCUGUCUGUCCACUUACAACUCCUGCCUCUUCAAAGGUGAGUCCCAGACCGUGACCAUCCUAACCUUACCUGCCUGUGACAGGCAGGUCCCUCCUUCCUGCCAGGCCUUAGAAUUACUAAGUGCCCUUCCUGAGGAAGGGCCUGGCCAGUCCUGUUGACAAGAAUACAAAGUGCUAAUUGGUAGUGGGGUUUCUAGACCAGAGCCAUGAGGGCCUUUGCUGUGGGCACGGGCCCUGUGGCAACAGACAAAUGAACCAUCCCUUCCACAGGGCACACAACAGCCUGUAAGCUGGGUGGAAUGCCCUUGCGGUCUCUGAAAGUGACCCUCUGCUCCCAGGCUGCCCCAUUGGAGCCACUUGAGAAUAGUUCUGUCCAUCGCCGUCCAUGGUGGCUUGCUGCCCUGCACAUGUGGCAGGCAGGGGGAUCCGCAGCUCACAGCCUGCAAAAGGUCACUCUGCAGCCCAGCUUGCUACCAUGCUGCACUCGUAACACUAAAAUGACCCCCUCAGGAGCCUCGCCAGGGGUGCUCAGUGUCCUCCGUACCCUCCCGGUCCCUGACCGGAGAGGGGCGCCCACCACCAUUCCCAAUGAAGGAGGCCAGGCUCCCUGCACCUCCUGCCCAAUCACGCAUGUGCCCACCAGGCCUGCUACCUUGGAAAUGCGGGUGACUAAGGAACUGCGUCUUCAACGUGCCUUCCGCUUCGUAUUCUCGGGAUCCUUCCUGACCCUAGCUUGCCCCAGUUCCUGGGCCUCGUCCCCUUCCCUCCCCCCCCCCCCAAUCCUGGAGGCAGAGCUGCUUGCCUCACAGUCCUCUGUGGUGUGGAGGGGCUCAGGCCCCCGCCCUUCCUUCUUGAUUUCAGUGCCUUGCUCUGCCCUCAUGAGGAAACCUUCGCCAACCACCUCUUCCUUCAGUGUCUCACCUAUGGCAGUGCCGGGUGUCCCAGGACCCGGGGAAUAAAGACACACUGAAGAGUAUGGGGCCUGAAGACAGCUCCCUCCACCUGCCUCUAAAGAAUCUCUAGGUUGACUGGCCUGGAGGCUGGUCUUCUUGCCACUGUUGCACAUUAGCAGGCCUCGUGGCCUCCUCCCCACGUGAAAUACACCUGUGCGCCACCUGUUCCGGCAUCUUCCCAGGAGGGCCUGCCCAUCCCCCCCUGCGCUCAGGCUCUCUGAAGCUGCCCUGCCGUUUGCGGAGAAUAUGAAACAUCUGUACUCAACCCUCCUCUCCUAACAUCCCCUCUUGCCUAAGGGCGAAGCAAAUCCCCCUGCCUGGGCUCUGGCCCCCAGUCAGGUUUUGGCUGCAAGAUUAUUAGCAUCAUAAAGCCGGGGUUGAUGGACAUGACAGUCUGGAGCUGCACAGCAGUGGAGUAGUGGCUGUAUCCCCUCCCCCCACCGCCACCUCCAAGCCCUAGUGGGGACAACCCCAGUCCUGGAGGGAGCUGGCCUGAGGUGACCAUGUUGCUGGUGCCAAGCCAAAGCUCUCUCCACCACCACUGUCUGGCUGCUGGCUUCCUUGGUCUCCACCUGCUGUCUGUCCUCCCAGAAGUCACUUGAGGUCACCUUCCUCCACACACAGCCUCCGAUGUUAGCCAGAGGGGCUCAGAAUACAGAAGCGAGAACCCUGCCGGCGCCCUGGCUCCCCGUAAGCAUUGCGCACGUUGAAUUGCAAGUCUUGGUAGCAGCAAUAUGAGGCCGGUUGGCUGGGUCAUGGCUUCCCUCUACUUGCAAAGGGACCCUGUCUUGAGUGAUGGGGAGGACAGCGCAGCCAGAUCUUAACCUCAGCACCUGCCGUCCUCGCCGCCCUGAGCCAGCUCUGUGGGGAGAGGGGAGGGCAGACCAGGUCAAGGUGGGAAUGAACAUCUUCACCUGGCUCCCUACCCAUCACCGGUGCCAGCAGCUAUGCCUGUUCCUCACCUGAGGCCAGUAGAUAGGGCAGAUGGCAAGGGACAGGCUGUGAGGCACUGCCUAAGAGGGUGGCAGCGGACAGCAGGCACAGGGCCAAGCCCCAGACCACACAGCUGUUCGCUCCGCAUGGAGCCCAGAGAGCCACAGCAACAGGCAGAGGCCAUGCCUGCCUCCUGGGAAUCUAGCCGAGGGGAAACAGCUGCCAGUGCCAGGCCUUCAGGAAGAGGGAGGCUGCUGGGAAGCUGACUCUUAGACCACGAUCCAGGCUGCGCGUGACCCUUGCCAUUCCUCCUCCCUAGGGCACUGCUCAAAGGGAGAUGCAUACUGGGUUCGUUGUAAGGACCAGGUUGACCUGUGACCUGUUUGCGGCACCCGCUGUAUCCGUCCCCUCCUCUGGGAAGCAGGGAACAGUGCCUGUGGAUCUCAGGUCAUGGGGAUUAGAGGACUGGGUUAGUGUUGGCACAGACGUGCUCAAUAAAGCUAUUUGCUGA